Messenger RNA from Ascoidea rubescens DSM 1968, 2369 nucleotides. Its product is annotated as LrgB family protein. The record is from RefSeq and is a predicted model, not a curated record. NCBI's taxonomy places the organism in Eukaryota, Fungi, Ascomycota, Saccharomycetes, Ascoideales, Ascoideaceae. The transcript has 2 exons. The coding region runs from base 273 to 2369 and encodes 698 amino acids.
CUUUUCGGGAGCUGACUGUGGAGGUUGAAGACGUCGAGAAAGACAGUUGAAGAUAAGUUUGGACCAGUGUUUUCAAAGAUGGGGUCCAUGGUGAGAAGCUAUAUAAGCUGGCAAUGUUCUGGGACAAGUUUUUUUCUUUUAUCAUCUUACUGAGUGUCAUAUUAUCUUGAUUGCUUUUUGACCACUGGCUGACAGCUCUUUGAUGGCUUUUUGAUAACUAUUAGACCACUAUUAAAUCUGCCUUAUUAUGAUCAUAAUCAUAUUCAUUCGACAUGUCAACUCAAAUGCAAACUAUUUCUUCUGAUUUUUUUGUUUUGAAUCAGUUCAGAUCAAAUGCUAGCCAACUGCACAUCAACAACACAAACAAACACAAUGUUUCGUUAAUCAAGGACAUCUUCACUGGUUUUCUCUUAUCAUUCAAACUAAAUUAUAAAAAACUAAUCAAUGACUAUUUUUUUGUUCCAAUCGGUUGUUGUAUCACUUUAACAGUGUCAUACGCAUUGAAUUUAUUGAUCAAUGUAAUCAAUUUCAAGUUUCCCUCCUCUGUCUUGUUAAUGAUCAUUAUUUUUUUUGUUUUGACUUUAUUAACAUAUGUGGUCAAUAAAUUCAACAAUCUUAAGAAAUUCAAUUUAUACUUGAAAAUCUUCAUAUCGAUUAUUGAAGUUCCAUUUAAUUUUUCCAUCAACUGGAUUAACAUCUUUUUUUUACCAAGUUUCAUAACAUUGCCUUUAGCUGAGGCAAUUAAAGUUAAAGAAGGCAUCUAUAUCUCAUUGGUGUUCAUCAUAGGUUAUCUCUUGAUGUUUGCUGUUAUGGCUUAUUUAGUAUAUUUCUUACAGAUUCUAUUAUUGAAAGAUCAUAAAGCUAAAAGAUCAAAUCUUACACCUUCAGGUUUCAAUCAUGAUAAUAGUACUAAUAAUAGUGAUAUUGAGUCUCAAAUUCAUAGUGAUAAUAAUGAAAAUAUCGACAAUCACAAAAAAAAUGGUAUCACUAACAGAAAUGAUGAUAACAUUAAUAAUCAAGGAGUUAAUAAUAGUAAUGAUAUUGAAUUGGACUCUCUCAAUUCAAGUAAUAACCCGAGUAUAAUUGAAGUUAUUCAUCUUCAGCCAAAUAACCAUUUAAAUAAGGACAGCCUCGAUAUAAACACCACAACUUAUAAUGAUAAAAACGCCAGAUUUAAUAACCAAACAUUUGAGGUAACAGAAAUUGAAAUUCCUCAAAAAACAGCUGAUUUGAAUCUAACUUCAACAUCAAAAUCCUUAAACGAUCCUUUACACAAUUUUAAUAAUAAUAAUAAUAAUAAUAAUAAUAAUAAUAAUAAUAAUAAUAAUAAUAAUAAUAAUAAUAAUAAUAAUAAAACUAGUAAUACCAAUAAUACCAAUAAUACCAAUAAUACCAAUAAUACCAAUAAUACCAAUAAUACUAAUCAAAUAUUACAACAACAAUAUAACAUUCAAAACCUACCCGAUCGUUCAAAAUAUAUUGCUACUUUGAUAACCAAGUAUUUUGAUUGGUUUGUCUAUUUUUCUUUAUUUAUAAUUGGUUUGCCAAUAUAUUUUACAAAAUUAAAUUACUCACUAUUUUUGCACUUGUCAAUUGUGGUAUUAACUUUUAAAUCUGCAAUCUUGGUCCCCAAACGAUUGCAAAUUUAUUUCCAUCCAAUUUUGAUUUCUUUUCCAAUUAUAAUCUUAUUGAUUUUCAUAUUCAGUAAAUUGAAUUUCAAUAAUGGCGAUGAUUUCUUUAAUAGCUUGGAGAGUUUCAAAACCGGAAAAAAUUACUUGAAUUUAUUUAAUAAUUCAAUGCUCUAUAGAAAUUUGAAACCUGGUGCCGGUGAUAUUUUAAGCUCUUUAAUGGAUAUAAGUAUUGUCAGCUUAUCAUUGCCCAUGUAUAAAUAUAGAUAUGACUUGAAAAAACAUUUUUUCAUUUUAUUAAUUCCAAUUUUAAUAUGUUCGUUUGGGUCUUUUUUCAUUUAUCCUCCAUUAUGUUAUGCAAUCGGUAUCAACUCUGAAAGAUCAAUUGGAUUUGUUGGCAGAUCUGUCACUUUGGCACUAGGAACCCCAUUAAUUGAAUCACUAAAUGGUUCGGUGCCACUAAUGGCUGUGUGCACCAUUGUUUCUGGUAUUUUAGGCGUAUUGUUUGGUCGACAGUUGCUAGGCAAAUAUUUCUUAAAAAUCAGAGACGAUGACUAUGCGACCAUUGGAAUAACUUUAGGCACCAACUGUGGUGCAAUAACAACUGCUCAUCUUUUAUCGGUGGAUCCACGAGCUGCUGCUAUGAGCAGUUUGAGUUUUGUUUUGUUUGGAACAAUAAUGAUUAUUCUAAGUGCCAUAACCCCCUUGGCCCAAACAAUUCAAGACUGGGUCAAUUUGUGA